AUGGAGACGUCAAAUACGAAGUGGCAAUCUAACACACUUGUUGAAAGAAACAAAUACAUGUACAAUAACUCAUUCACAAGCGAUGUUAAGUUUACAUUUGGAAACAACCAAUCUGGAGAAGUAUUCUUCGCGCACAAAUAUGUACUGGCGACAAGCAGUCCUGUCUUUUACGAAAUAUUUUACAGCAAGUCAGGGAAAAAUAUCAUGGACAUUCAUAUUCCACAUUCUGAUAACGAAACCGUCGCAGAUUUCUUUGGCUUUCUCUAUAACGGGAAAUGUCCAACGGCAACAAAUGUUGCGAAAGAUUUACCACGGUUAUUGCGCUUAGUAAUGCAUUAUCAAGUUACUUCGUUUGAUGCAGCUUGUAAAAAUUAUCUGAAACCAACACAACAACAGGCAUUUAAGUUUCUUGAGCAAUUCUUGGAACUCAAAGCAGAAAGAUCCAUUAGUACAUGCUUUGAUUACAUAGAUAAAUUUGCCAAUAGAUAUUUCACAUCAGAAUAUUUUCUUAAUAUCAAGUUGGGUACUCUGGAUGCUUUACUGCGGCGCGACACACUCGACUAUCGCGAAGUGAAGCUAUUCAAAGCGGUUGUAAAAUGGGUUGACCACCAAUGUUCGGUACAAAAUUUGGAAGCAUCGUACGAAAACCGACGAAAGAUUCUGGGAAAUGUAAUAUAUAACAUUCGAUUUUUACUGAUGACUCUGGAUGAAUUUACAACCGAUGUUAUUGGUGUCGAUAUUUUAAGUGAUCAUGAAAGUUUUGGUAUAAUAAAGGCAAUUACAGGUUAUCAUGUACAAGAUCUGGUAUGGGAUUCCCCUGGACUACGACGCCAAAGGAAUCCUGAAGAUGGGAAUUGGUGGGCUUACUUCAGGCAUGCUGUGGCAUUAUUUACCAUUGGCAUUGUUGGAGUUUUAAUUGGUCUGUGCAUGUGCUGUGCACAUCUUCUAAACAAGAUAAAGAAUGCAAUUAUGUCAGAAGUUCCACACAAAUCUUGUACAGAAUCUAAAUACAACCCGAAAAUGCAAAAAUCAAACAACGUAUAUCCCUCAAAAAAACGUUUACCUAACCAUGAACCCAAUAGGGAAAAUACUACCGACGCACACGCGAGAGGCUGGGGUACAGGUACCAAUACACGCGCGAGAGGCUGGCGUACCAACACAUACGCGAGAGCUUGGCCUAACCAUGAAAAGGACUAAUACAAUUAAAUGGAUGAUCUUAGUUGUCUGUAAAAAUAGGAAUUUAGAGAUUUGUAAAUUUAUAAUCUAAAAUCAGGAACUCUUCCUGGCCAUAUAUAUUCAAUUUUGUUCUGUGCGAUGUAGUUUUGUAUUGCGAUAUGUUGUUUUGUGUUGUAUUCUUAAAAUUUAGCAAUUUUUAAAGGGCCCUUGGUGUAUACUGUUGUGGUGUCCCUGCCACUUGUUUGUUGUAAGUGGCGAAGUUUAAUAAAUAAAUAUAUGUGUGUAGCUAUAUAAAACGAAAUAAUUUUUUUAUUGAAAAUAAACUUUUGCCUGCUAUCACAGCAUUUUUACACUUCAUUACUUAGAAAAUCCCACUGUUCUUCAUGCCAUCCAGUCACUCAAAUUGUUCUGACUUAUAGCAUUUAUGCUUACCUUCAUUUCCUGUUCUCCCGAUGUUUCUUUUAUUCUGCAUGGAUAAGUUUAAUUCUAGUCCUAUAUAAAUCUCGUGGAAAAGCAAAAGUAUUCUCGGUACUCCACCAGUUUUGAUUUUUGAUUCUUGUCCACCCGAAAAGUGAACUGGAAAUUCAGAGACAAAAGAGACAAAACGACCCCUAAAGAGUCCUUGUGGGAGUAUAAAAUCAUACACUGGAAUAUUUCAACAUCCCUUUUGUCUAAACCCCUGUACUUCUGUCUUAAUAUCAAGGGCACACAUCGAAGCAGUGCAUAUUUUAAAUGUUUUACAGUGGGGGGCCAAAACCAAGCCCAAUGUGGGCUUCCCAGAUUAAGAUGUAGGUCACUCAGGGUAAGGUUCGGGCCCAGUCUGAGCCACUAACUAGUGGGGCCUGUGAGACCAAAUGCACCCCCCCCCCCCAGCAUAUGUUAAAAUAUGCCUUGCAUCGAGGGCACCUGCCUCCAUUGACUCUCUCCCAAAUCCAACGCUAUGGGUGUCGGACUCUAGAAAUACAAACCCUCCUAUUGCUGUAUUGCUAUUUUUUAGAUUCCGUCACACCUCCCGGUACAUAUUUUCGACUGAAACUAGGUCUGCUUCUGAGUCUAGUGAGUCAACAAUCAUUGAAUGAUCAGUUAUCUGGAGGACAUAUCCACAUUCUCACAGUGUGUAAAGAUGUACUGCCAAUACAGAGACUGUUGUUAUACUCCAGGUCGUUUUCUAAAAGAUCAGUUGUAUUUUCACCAUGUAAUGAUUUAUGCUUCUCCAUAUCUAAAGAUCAGUCUAACUUGGGUUCAUGCAUCAUUCAUGGUAUGUAUAUAGAUAAUCAUGAGGCAUAUUGGCUGAAUAUAUGUAAGAGUAACUGAAGCCUUGGUUAUCCGAGGAUGAGACUGAGAGCUGGCAUGCAAAAGUUGCAUGAGAGUUUUCUCAACUCUUGUGCCCCGAUCAAACGAAACAUAAGUUGGGUUAGGGCUGGAUAUUACCGCGUGCGUAGCCAAAACACUCCUCAAUUCUCAUCAAAAUUUGAACCAACUCAGAGCUGGUUCGCCUGCCUCGAUUGACCCCUAUGGUUAUUACAGGUGACCUGCACUUCUCUGUAUUUAAGUUCUCACAUAACUUGUUAUUUAUUUUCAUACAUGUGUUGAUGAAAGUGCAUGGGAGGAAGCGGGACUUGCCAGUUUCUUCUUUAAUUGAUUGAUGGUAUAAUGAUGAAUUUUUCUUUAUUCCUAAGGUGGUUGUGUGUUAUUAGCCAGUGGUGGAGUUUGUGUACUUAGCAAUCUUAACGAAUUGAAGAACGAUCAAGUAGAAGAACUGGGAAAUGGUAUGAAUGUAGAAGAUUGAGGGGAAACUCCCUAACCACAUCAGCACUUAUAACCAACACAUGUGAUGUGGUGUUCACUAGGCUUGUCUUUGAAGCUGGGAGAGCCGGGUUCAAACCUUGGUUGAACCUCUACUCAAGGUCUUAAAAUAAUUGAGGAGAAAGAGCUAUCUUUACAUUGACAUCAGUAAAUGGUUAGAUUUUCGCGUCUUCUCGGAUAAGGACGUUAAAUCGUAGAUACCUCGGAUCCCCUAUCAAUUGAGCCAUAUCUUGUUGGGAAAUCCACUCACCAAUGAGUGAAACGCAAUACACUCAAAACACUUAAUCUGAGGUUGAGACCUAGAUUAUAUUGUUUGAUUCAGCAAAAUAGUGAAAAAAUGAUCGCCAAUGAACAAGAAAUGUGCAAAGAAGGGCAAUUUUUACAAACGAUUUCCUUAAUUUCCAGUUUUGUUUCGUAUAUGUCUUACAUGUUUUCCAAUCUUGUAGUGGUACAGACGGAAUGUGUGAAUAUCGAUGUGCCGAAGAAAUACAUCGGCUGUCAGCAAAGUCAGAUCUCUGUGCCUGUCACGUGCAAGAUAUGGGCAUGUUGUGAGAUUACAAAGAAACAAGGAACAAGAUCACAUAACACCUACCAAAAUUUACAAGUACGAUGUGGUAUCUAUGUUUUUGUUGUCUUGCACAACGAUGAAAUCAUGAUUUAUUUUAUUUUAUAUAUUUCAAAACAGAGAAAGAGCAUGCAAUAAUGCUACGUAUGUCCUAGCUAGUCUAGCUACGUUUCAUGAUCUAGUUACUUCAAACUACCGUGCCUUGCGGGAAAUUAACUUUUUUCUGUGGUUAUGUAGGAGUAUGGGCAACUUUCAAAGACCCUUGUUGAGUAUGUUUUAUAACUUUUUAAUUUUUUAUAUUAGAAAGGUCCAGAUUCUGACUUCCACUUUUUUUCUGACUUCCACUACCUUCUACAAUUAACUACCAUUGAAUGAAUGAAUGAAUGAACAACUUUAUGUAAAGAGGGUAAAAACACAUGACAGCAAUAUAACUGAAAAAACCAUUGAGAUGCAUUUAUUCUACCAAAUUUAUCAAUCAAGUGCAUAUUAAACCUGUGAGAGGUAGAGGUAGGCAAAUCUAAAUCUCUCUAUUAAGUGUACUGUAAGACAGAAAUUGAAUCCCGAACAUACAUGAGAAUAUCUUGGUGCCUGAAGUUUUCCACCACAAUUCACGGUACAUUGUCUAUUAUCUUAGUUCAUGGUUCUCUUAUACUGUAAACAUUCUAUUUUUAUUUCAAUCUAGUUACUUCAGUUUGGUAUUCGUUAUGACAGAGAACGAAAUAGCUUCAUCAGAAAUGUUCGCCGAGACUCUUAUUGUUCAAAACAUAUUGGAAAAAGCAUCCUUAGCUAAAGAACAAGAAACCAACCGUAUUCCAGAAAAUGAAUUCUUCCAGGUAUACUACUCAAAAUCUUGUCUUACAUUUGAUUUGAAAUAUGAAGUCGUCAUUUCAUUUUGUAGUUCCUACAGUAUGCGUCGGCAAAUAAACCUUCAUUCAGUAACGAAGCUCGAGAUUUGAUUCAAGGAUUUUAUCUUGCUAGUCGUAGAUCAAGGAGUUCUGGUGGCGUUGCUGGAGUCGAGUUCCCAAUUUCAGCACUUAAAUCAAUGUAGGUAUUUAGAACGUCCCGACUGUGUACCCAAUGAAGACGUAUGAAACAUAAUAAAUGAAACACAUUAAAAUAGAAGUUAAAAUUUACAAGGUGAUAUGCAGACAUUAUUAAUUUUAAACUCCUCUUGCGAGUCAGUUGGUGUAAAGAAAACCCUUAACAUUUUGUCGUACACGAACAAAUAAAACUUGACGAGAAAGACUGGGAGGAAAACAUGCCCGUUUCUGUAAAGUUUAUUUCGUUUCGUAUUCCUACAGGAUGUCACUUGCAGAAGCUCAUGCAAAGUUAAAUCUACGACAUGAGGUUAGAUUAAUAGUAACUCCUGGCGAGUAACGGUAUUUGUAUUGUCUUGAUUCCCUUGAGUAUAACUAUGACCUAUGUCAUGAUAAAAUUGUGGAGACACUUUUAUGCAUGUUUUGAAGGUUUCCGAAGAUGACGCAGUAAUGGCAAUUUUGUUGUACGAAGAAUCGAUAACAGCAAGAGUGGGUAUGUUAAGUCUAAGUCUUAACUUUCUCAUACCAAGACAUAUCUCUGGUAUAUUUUUACGUAUACGAUUUCAAUAUUUUUUUCACAAGAAUCAUGCUUUCAAAUUUCAACGUCUACAUCAUAUAUUAUACCUGGGUUUCUUUAAGGUUACUCUGUUCUUGGAGUGAGUCCAGUGCAUCAUUUUAAAGAUGGCAACAUCAUGUCUUAUAUUGGUGAAGAGGUACAUUAACGUGCUUUUUCCUGUGAAUCCAUGUACUAAGCUAUUAUUCUUUUUACUUUUUAACUUGUACCAAUUGACUAUAGAUAGGCGCAGAUCGUAAAGUUUAUUCAUGAACAAAAUACGAAGGAAAUCAUGACUGUGAAGGAGUUUUAUAUCUGAUACAAAAUCCUGCUAUAAAAUCCUACCAAAUAUCAUCUAUAUCUUUAAAAUUAUUGAAGAAUAUGAAUGUUUUCAUCAAGACAAAUCACAAGCUAUAUAAUUAUAUAUAUACAGCAUUUGCAUCCGUAUCUCACUGUAUUUUGUUACAGAAUGAUGAAAAGAUGACGCAUCUGAAAAUACACACGAAACGAUUUUGUUCCUUGCAUUCAAAUUAUAAAUACAUUCCUGGAUAUAUUCCACAUGAAGAAUGAGAAUUCACAGGUUUGAGAAUUAAUAUUUAUUGUAUUUACUAUAUAAAUUAUAUCAAAAUUAUUUCAAAUGUUAAUAUAUUUAUCAGAAUGAAUAUAGAUAUAACAUAUAGUGAAAACUCUGUUCCAACUUCCAUUUUGAUAAUCUUUUUAAAUAAUCUCUAUAAAUUAACUCAGACACUGUUUCCAUAUAUUACCAAUAAUAUCAUGCUAUAGUUAAAAUACACUUAAUCACUUUCAAUUCCAAGAAAUAACUUUACUUUCAUCACUAAUAAUGUACCAAUUUGGCGACUGUUGUUCAGUUUUUAACCAAUUAAAAUCAUCCACUAACUGCCAAUUAUUCUUAGUACGGUCCAGCCUGCUAGCUUCAAAAUGGCCGAUCAUACCAUCAUACUUCCAAUUAAACUGGGCAAACCCUAAAUCAUGGCAAUCUUCAACGAUUGCUCGGCUUGUAACAUGGAGAUAAAACUGUGAUUUAACAGUAUUGUGGACACGUAAUUGCUGACAUGGGAAUACAAAUAUACAAUCUUUACAGUCAUUGAUGAAUACUGAUCCACUCACAGGCCCACAAAAUACUCGACAUGAUUCUAAUUUCUCAAGAUGAAGAGCUAAUGGAGACCCAUAAAGAGUUAAUGUGCAAUCCUUCAAAUUUGAGAAACUGACAUCUUUCUCUAACAAGUCAUUUUCAUGUCUUGUAAUCUUUUCUCCAAUGAUAACAUUGGUUUCUUUGGUACUAGAAGCAUCUGUUCUCUCAGCCAGCUCAUUCUUUGUACAAUCCUAGAAAUUUAAAAU
Paramuricea clavata is the source of this 6496-nucleotide messenger RNA. Lineage: Eukaryota; Metazoa; Cnidaria; Anthozoa; Malacalcyonacea; Plexauridae. The record is from the annotation of a GenBank genome assembly.